Molecule: messenger RNA, 1770 nt
Organism: Penicillium expansum
Lineage: Eukaryota; Fungi; Ascomycota; Eurotiomycetes; Eurotiales; Aspergillaceae
Exons: 3
Coding region: 1-1770 (589 amino acids)
Source: RefSeq, a predicted model, not a curated record
AUGCCUGCACGAGCAAUGUAUGACAGCGAUGACUACUCCUCGCAUGACUCGGAGUUCGAGACCGAUAUCUCCACCCGGCGAACAGGUGUCAGAACCCAUGUUCGCGAGCGCUCUCUCUCUCACCACCGCCGCCGCCCGGAAAUCGUCUCUCGCGAGUUCCUAGCACCAAUCCAGUCCACCCGCAUGCACCGGUCGGCCUCGACAGGUGGUAGUCGCCGCCAUGUACGCGAGCUACCAACGGCACCAGCCCCACCACCAGCGGUGAUGAUCUUCAACGAGCAAGGGCUGCAGUCAGAGAGUCGCUCGGAGAACAAGCCCCAAUCUCGACGGGUGCACCAUCAGUUCAGCGAAAAACGCAGCGAAAAACACAACCAUAACCACCGGCACAACCGCUUCGAUGAUGAAGAUGACGAAAUCGUCCAGGUGCCGGCCGCCCCGCGCCGCCGUGAGCGCGCCGUCAGCACCGUUGAGCGCAAUGCCUCUGCCUCCCCCUUCCAACGUGACCACGAGCUAGCAAUGAGGGAGCACAUGCUAGAACGCAACGACAUUCGACAGGACAUGGGUCAGCACAUGCUGGAGCGCAACGACAUCCGACAGGACUUGGGUCAGCACUUGCUGGAGCGCAAUGAUCUCCGGCAGGACAUGGAUAUCUGGAAGCAUCAGCAGGAGAUCGAACGGCUGCAGCGGGAGCUGGAGAAAUCUCAAGUGCGCAGCAACAAAGAGCGCGAGAAAAUUGUUGUGAAUCCGCAACCCAAUCCGCAUGAAUCUCGGCUGCUCAGGGAGGAGCUAGAGUACGAGGACGAUAUUGCAGAGCGGCUGCAUAAGCUGCAGCGGCUCGAGCGCAAGCAUCAGUCUGCGGAGGAAGAGCGCAAGGCUGAGGAGCGCUAUCAGCUUAAGAGGCUUGCGGCGGAGAAGAGGGCCGCUGCCGAGGAAGACGAGGUUAGACAAAAAUUACAGGAGGAGAAGCUGAAGGAAAUGGCGCGCACGCAGGAAGAGAAGGGGCAGAGGGAGAGGCUCGUGCGGGAGGAAAAGUGGAAGGAGCUUGCAAGGAUGAAGGAGGAGGAAGAGGAGAGGGCGAAGCUUGUGCGAGAGGAGAAGUGGAAAGAGCUUGCCCGGCAGAAGGAAGAAGAGGAGGAGCAUGAAAAGCUCGUCCAGGCGAUUCGAGAUGAGGAUAUGCGCAAGGCGAGGGAGGCCGAGGAGCAGAGGAAGAAGGAGCUCGCUAUGAAGGCUGCUGCGGUUGAAGAGUGGAAGGUUGAGCAGGAGCGGAUCAAGCAGAGACAGGCAGAGGAGGCGAUACGGAAGGCAACCGAGUUCCGCGAUCGCCUUCGCAGCAUUGGCUAUACUGAUGCGGAGAUUGAUGCUAUCAUCAAUAAGGACAAGAAGAAAGAAGAGAAGAAGGAAGAGAAAAAGGAAGAGAAGAAGAAGGAGGAGAAGAAGGAGGAGAAGAAGAAAGAAGAGAAGGAAGAAAAAGAGCCUAAGCUCACGUGGAUUAAGGUCCAUCACAAGCACUUGCUACCAGAGACCUUGAUCGCUUAUGGUCUGCCUUGGGACUGGGAUGAGCACGACCCCAACUACAUCAUCAUCAAAAAGUGGAUAGACGACGACUUCCAAGAACAGCUCUUCGCCCACACUCGACGUCUACGCGAGAACAAGGUCAUUGCUCAGACAUCCAGCUCGACGACCGAAUUGAGAGUCAACGACCGCAAAAAGGACAAAAUGUUCCUAAUUCGGAAGAAGAGCCCUUCAGGCCGGACGCGCAUCUUCAGAUGA